Molecule: messenger RNA, 3368 nt
Organism: Drosophila takahashii
Lineage: Eukaryota; Metazoa; Arthropoda; Insecta; Diptera; Drosophilidae
Gene: Pgant7
Product: N-acetylgalactosaminyltransferase 7
Biological process (GO): protein O-linked glycosylation
Cellular component (GO): Golgi apparatus
Molecular function (GO): polypeptide N-acetylgalactosaminyltransferase activity
Source: RefSeq, a predicted model, not a curated record
CUGGCCUAACGCCUGCGCGAAAAAACCUCAAAACGCGUUCUUACCAGUUGAACAUUCGACCAUUUUUUGUUGUUUACGUUUGCACCGCGAAUAUUCGUGCACCUGCACUCGCAAUUUGUUCUGUGUGCCAGCGGCGCUUCUUCGCCGGCCAGUUGCUACACACUCCACGAUCGAGCGGCCACACAUUCCCCACAGCGGACGAGCUGCUGGACUCCAGUUGGGUUUCGAUUUUCGUUUCUGGCCGGGCGCCUUUGAUCUUCGUCGGCAUCUCCGAGCGACGAAAGUGGUUCUUUUGUUCUGCUUUCUGGCCGCCUCUUCUUCUCCUCCUCCUCCUCUUCUUCUUGUUCUGUUUGUGGCCACCUAGACACGUCAACAGAUUGGGGAACUGGUUAACUGGAGCAGCUUCGAGAUGCGCGUGAGCACCAUCCGCAGCGGUCGGAUCUGCCGGCUGGCUUUGUGCCUCCUGGUGCUGCUGCCGCUGCUCUAUCUGCUGGCCAACUGGAGCGAUCACCACAAGCGGGUCCAGGAGGCGUACCACACGCGCUUCGGCGGCCCCAAGUUCGCCCACCAGCGGCUGGAGGGGCGACCAAGGGAGGUGCCCAAGCUGGUCGAGGGUCUGGGCAACUUCGAGCCAAAAGAUGUGAAGCCACGUAGCGGACCCGGCGAGAACGGAGAGGCCCACAGCCUGUCGCCCGACAAGAAGCACAUGUCGGACGCCUCCGAGAUGGAGUACGGCAUGAACAUCGCCUGCUCCGACGAGAUAUCGAUGCACCGAUCGGUGCGGGACACGCGCCUGGAGGAGUGCCGCCACUGGGACUACCCCUUCGAUCUGCCCAGCACCAGCGUCAUCAUUGUCUUCCACAACGAGGGCUUCUCGGUGCUGAUGCGCACCGUCCACUCGGUCAUCGACCGCUCGCCCACGCACAUGCUGCACGAGAUCAUCCUCGUGGACGACUUCUCCGACAAGGAGAACCUGCGCACCCAGCUGGACGAGUAUGUGCUGCAGUUCAAGGGACUGGUCAAGGUGAUUAGGAACAAGGAGCGCGAGGGUCUCAUCCGAACGCGUUCCAGAGGAGCCAUGGAGGCCACAGGCGAGGUGAUCGUCUUCCUGGACGCCCAUUGCGAAGUGAACACCAACUGGCUGCCGCCGAUGCUGGCGCCCAUUUACCGGGAUCGCACUGUGAUGACCGUGCCGAUCAUCGAUGGCAUCGACCACAAAAACUUCGAGUAUCGUCCGGUUUACGGAACGGACAACCACUUCCGCGGCAUCUUCGAGUGGGGCAUGCUGUACAAGGAGAACGAGGUGCCGCGCCGCGAACAGCGCCGCCGUCCGCACAACUCGGAGCCCUACCGCAGUCCCACCCACGCCGGCGGCCUGUUCGCCAUCAAUAGGGAAUACUUCCUGGAGCUGGGCGCCUACGAUCCCGGUCUGCUGGUCUGGGGCGGCGAGAACUUCGAGCUGAGCUUCAAGAUCUGGCAGUGCGGCGGCAGCAUCGAGUGGGUGCCCUGCUCGCGCGUCGGCCACGUCUAUCGCGGCUUCAUGCCCUACAAUUUCGGCAAGCUGGCCAGCAAGAAGAAGGGCCCACUGAUCACUAUCAACUACAAGCGCGUCAUCGAGACGUGGUUCGAUGACACGCACAAGGAGUACUUCUAUACGCGCGAACCGCUGGCCCGCUAUCUGGAUAUGGGCGACAUUAGCGAGCAGCUGGCUCUGAAGAAGCGGCUGAACUGCAAGAGCUUCCAGUGGUUCAUGGACCACAUUGCCUACGACGUCUACGACAAGUUCCCAGGCCUGCCGGCCAAUCUGCACUGGGGUGAGCUGCGCUCGGUGGCCUCGGACGGAUGUCUGGACUCCAUGGGUCACCAGCCGCCCGCCAUAAUGGGCCUAACCUACUGCCAUGGCGGAGGAAACAACCAACUGGUCAGGCUCAAUGCCGCUGGACAAUUGGGCGUGGGCGAGCGCUGCGUGGAGGCCGAUCGGCAGGGCAUCAAGCUGGCCGUGUGUCGCCUGGGAACAGUUGACGGCCCUUGGCAGUACAAUGAGCACACGAAGCACCUGAUGCACCGCGUCCACAAGAAAUGCAUGGCCCUGCAUCCGGCCACCCAGCAAUUGUCUUUGGGCCACUGCGAUGUCAACGAUAGCUACCAGCAGUGGUGGUUCAAGGAGAUACGCCCGCGCUGGUAAGUCCAGCGAGGAAGAUGCAGCAGCAGGAGGAUCGAAGGAUGGAUCACAAGGGUUUCAGCCGGGGCAAAAUAAGGGGGCGAUAUUUUAGACAAAAGCAAUUUAGUGAAAAUGAGAAAUGGAAUUGUUGUUGGUUUUGUAACGCAAACAAGUAUAUACACAAACGAAAGAAGAAAAAGAAAAAACAAACAUGAUAAAUAACACAUAAGCAUUUAUGUAACGCACUGUACAAAUGCACUGUUGGCACAUGGAAAUCCUCUAAGUGAAUCUAGGGUCCAGGCCAGGGCAUCGAAUGCUGGGUGGACAAAUCUGCGACGAUAUUAUUAAAGCUUAGGCGCUCCGAUUUUGUGCAACAAUUUCGUAAAGACCUUUUUUUUGGAUUGUAAAUCUCAAAAUUUGAUUUACUGUAUUAUGUUAGGCGAAUUGCUUUUAGACUAUAUUUGUAAGUGCUUUCACAGAUAUUACCAGUAAUAUAAAUGUGCAAUUUUUUAAAUCGAUUUGUGUGUUCAAAGAAUGUUUUGUAAUAGCAUUUUAAAGGAUUGAAUUAAAAUGAUCAAAAGUCACUUAGUGUAGAAUAAAAAUCAUCACAAUUGGUUAUCAUCACAUGGUUAUUGCCGAAUCUCAUACAAUAGUUAUUCCAAUGAUUAUUAGGAUCCCAGCUUGGGGGAUUUCCAUGCCGGCCCUGUGUGUCUUUGCGAUUGAGUGAGAGAAUGCGAUAGAGAUAGAGAACGGGAGCGAAAUAGAAAGAGAUGGCGUAUCGAGUGCAAUAGAGGAUUUAUGGAUUUACGGAACGCGAUAGAUUGUUUUGCUUUAUGAUUGCCAACACGAAUUAAUGUACUAACCUUAGUCUGUACUUCUGUAACUCUGUAACUCCAACUAACCUUAGCUUAGUUCCGAUGCUGCCACAUUCCAAUCUAAUCGAUUAUAACCCAAUCAAAUCCGAACCGAACCGAUCGAGUCUGCAGCCAAGCUCGGCUCCUUAACUUUUUACGUAACAUUUUCUGUUCGAUUUCUUGCGAUUUCCGCUAAGCUCUCUGUCGUAAUCGUAAUUGAGAUCGUUGCAAGUGCUUCGGGAGUUUGAUUUUUGAAAACAAUAUUUUACAUUCAUGUGUAACUUUAGAGUUAUCGAUAAGUCUGAAUAAUAGCAUAGAAAUAAACAAGUUUUCUAAACACUUUACCUUGUAAA